Molecule: messenger RNA, 324 nt
Organism: Hyaloscypha bicolor E
Lineage: Eukaryota; Fungi; Ascomycota; Leotiomycetes; Helotiales; Hyaloscyphaceae
Product: transposable element tc3 transposase putative
Exons: 1
Coding region: 1-324 (107 amino acids)
Molecular function (GO): nucleic acid binding
Source: RefSeq, a predicted model, not a curated record
AUGCAAGAUAAUGCCUCCUGCCACCGCUCAAAAGAGACCCAAGAGAACCUGCGAAUACGACGAAUUCCCUAUAUUAAAUGGCCACGGUACUCCCCUGAUCUCAACCUUAUUGAGCACGUAUGGAAUUGGAUGAAGAAUUGGAUCCAAAAGCACUAUUACACAGCUUACUACGAUGCCUCUAAGAUCCCGCUAUCGCAAUUGAGAAGGAUUAUCUGGGAGGCAUGGGAAGCGGUACCUAUAGACUUUAUUAUGAGCUUAUAUAAGUCCUGGUGGAGGAGAUGUAAAGCUGUAAUUGAUGCGAAAGGCGGGCCAACAAAGUACUGA